Messenger RNA from Fomitopsis serialis, 789 nucleotides. RefSeq lists its product as uncharacterized. The record is from RefSeq and is a predicted model, not a curated record. The coding region runs from base 1 to 789 and encodes 262 amino acids. Gene Ontology annotation, molecular function: oxidoreductase activity, acting on the CH-OH group of donors, NAD or NADP as acceptor. Lineage: Eukaryota; Fungi; Basidiomycota; Agaricomycetes; Polyporales; Fomitopsidaceae. The transcript is spliced from 6 exons.
AUGGCGGGACUUCUCUCAGGCAAGGUAGUGUGCAUCACUGGCUCAUCUCGCGGUAUCGGCCGAGCGUGCGCGGUCGAGUCCGCUAACCAGGGCGCACGGGGCCUUGUCUUGCACUACUUUGGCGACGCGGUGACAGAGGCGGAGAUCCGGACGCUGGAGGAGGAGGUGGAGAAGCGCUUUGCGGGCUGCAAGGUUGUCACAACGCCCGGUGACAUAGCCGACCCCGCCACUUCGUCCAAGAUCGUCGAAGUGGGUGUCGCAGCGUUCGGUCGCAUAGAUGUACUCGUUAGCAAUGUUGGGAUAUGUCCCUUCGCAGAAUUCCUGACGAUGCCCCACGCUACCUGGGAACGCACACGAGCGGUAAACCUGGAUGGCUCAUUCUUCAUAACCCAAGCGAUUGCGAACCAAAUGAAGUCUCAAACACCUCAGGGUGGAUCUAUCAUUGGCAUCUCGUCUAUAUCCGCACUCGUGGGCGGUGAAAUGCAGUGCCAUUACACGCCAACCAAAGCUGGCAUCUUGUCGCUCAUGCAGAGUUGUGCGGUGGCCCUAGGCAAGUACAACAUCCGCGCCAACGCGAUAUUGCCUGGAACGAUCGCGACGGACAUCAACAAGGAAGACCUCUCGGACGACGUGAAACGCGAGGGUAUGAUUAAACGGACAUGUCUAAACCGCCUCGGUCAACCGGACGACAUUGCGGGACCCGUUGUCUUCCUUGGUAGUGACCUGGCCAAGUAUGUGACAGGGGCGUCGCUACUUGUAGACGGAGGGCUCUUUGUCAAUCUGCAGUGA